AUGUCGGGACUGAACGCAUCUCUCGGAUACUUCUUGGCUGCUGUCAUUUUUGCAGCCUUGGUCCGAACUCUCCUUAAAAAAUGGCCACGGUUUGGCUUCAUUUUGGAGUUUGCUUCCUCUUUCACGCUGGUGGCAUGUCGGCUGGAGGUGCAGACCAUUAUGGAUGUGGGCGAGUGGGCCGGGGGCUUAGGUCCUGAUGUGACUUUUACCAUACUGUUUGUGGUGCUGCUGACCCACGGUGUGGUCUGUGGUGAUGCGUCAGGGAAUCCCACCCUGGUUGUGCUGAAGUUCCUGCAGCUGGAGGCCACCACCCUGCCCACCCUCCUUGCUGUCGCAGCCCAGUUUCUUGGGGCCCAUCUGGCCAUUCUUGUAGCUGUAUACUACUGGAGUCUGGAGCUGACAGACAUGCACAUGAUCAAAAACCUGAUGUCUACAGAGUGCAGCACAUCUCUGCUGGUCUCUGUGCUUCACGGGUUCUUCACCGAGUGCUUAUGCACGCUCUUCUUUCAUCUAGUCCUUCUAAACCUGCGACACAGACCUGCUCUGAUCCGAGUGCCCCUAAUCGCUGUCCUCCUCACUUUCCUGUCCUAUACAGCCAGAGGCUACACCUCAGCCUACAUGAAUCCCACCUUGUCGUAUGGCCUCACCUUCCACUGUCCUGGAUUUACCUUCACAGAGUAUGCAGUGGUUUACUGGCUGGGCUCUCUCACAGGCAUGGCUCUGGCCCUCGUCUUGUACAUGGGACAUAUUCCAAGAAUCUUUGCCAAGAACCUAAUCUAUUCUCAGAAGACACGUUCUCGAGUGCCAAAGGGGGACAAAGGAGAAAAGAAAAUAUGAAACUACACUUUUUUUUUUUUUUAAAACAAC
Messenger RNA from Perca flavescens (yellow perch), 867 nucleotides. It is a transcript of the gene aqp12, whose product is annotated as aquaporin 12. The record is from RefSeq and is a predicted model, not a curated record. Gene Ontology annotation, molecular function: channel activity. The coding region runs from base 1 to 837 and encodes 278 amino acids. Gene Ontology annotation, cellular component: cytoplasm. The transcript is spliced from 3 exons. NCBI's taxonomy places the organism in Eukaryota, Metazoa, Chordata, Actinopteri, Perciformes, Percidae.